Molecule: messenger RNA, 2803 nt
Organism: Hyla sarda
Lineage: Eukaryota; Metazoa; Chordata; Amphibia; Anura; Hylidae
Gene: CALM1
Product: calmodulin 1
Exons: 6
Coding region: 126-575 (149 amino acids)
Molecular function (GO): calcium ion binding
Source: RefSeq, a predicted model, not a curated record
UAUGCUCUUAUAAAGCGCUGCGGCGCCACCACACACCCCCAGCACUCUGUGGAGCUCAGUGCGCCGUACGGUCCUUCCUCAGCAUCUCCCGUCACACGGAUACCUAAUCCUCCCGCCUCUCCGCCAUGGCCGAUCAGCUGACUGAGGAGCAGAUUGCUGAAUUCAAGGAGGCUUUCUCCUUAUUUGAUAAAGAUGGGGAUGGCACCAUUACCACUAAGGAGUUGGGCACAGUCAUGCGGUCGCUGGGUCAGAACCCCACAGAGGCAGAGCUGCAGGACAUGAUCAAUGAAGUAGAUGCUGAUGGCAAUGGCACAAUUGACUUUCCCGAAUUUCUGACAAUGAUGGCAAGAAAAAUGAAGGACACUGACAGUGAAGAAGAGAUCCGUGAAGCAUUCAGAGUGUUUGACAAGGACGGUAACGGUUACAUCAGUGCAGCAGAGCUCCGCCAUGUAAUGACCAACCUAGGUGAAAAACUAACAGACGAAGAGGUAGACGAAAUGAUCAGAGAAGCUGAUAUAGAUGGAGAUGGACAGGUCAACUACGAAGAAUUCGUACAGAUGAUGACUGCAAAAUGAAGAAUUCUCCCCAAUUCCCCCUCUAGAAGAAUCAAACUGAAUCUUUUACUUACCUCUUGCAAAAAUGUUCAUUUACUCAUUCUGUUUCUGUAUAGCAAAACUGAAUGUCAAGAAAUACCUUCUGUCCACAAAACAAUCUGCAUGUAAUGGUUGGUGGUCCUGUCCCUAAAACGAUGAGUUUAAACAUCAGUUUUACAGUAUCUAAAUACUCGUACUACCUUUUACCAACAAGGAAACACUUAGAGGACUCCUUAAGCUCCAUUUGCUAAUGAUUACUCCACUGUUUGGGCUGGCCAGUUUUACAUGCAUGCAGCUUGACAAUUGAGCACAGUCAGACCUUUGUAUUUAAAACCAAGAAAAAACAAAAAAAAAUGUUAAAGCAAUUCUGCCAUAUCUGGUGGAUUCUGUUUCAAUUUGUAGUAUAAAUUGUCAUAGCUGGUUUACUCUUUAAAAAAAAAAAAAAAAAUUGGUUUAUACCUCAGGAUGGUAUGCAGCAGUAUGCUUGAAGGAUACAGAUGGCGGAAGCCUUCCCCUGCCCCCUACCCCCCCCCCCCCCUAAAACUAUGGUUCUUGUACCUGGCGUGCUUUAGGAUGACUACACUACCCGGGAUGGCAUGUCUGUUCUAAUUUCAGUUUAACGUGUUUGUGCUGCACUUGAGUGAAACGGGUGUUGGGCUCUUACCGUUCACGUUUUUAAUAACCGAAUAGCUCACUGAUGGGGAGCAUCUUUUGGACUCUCAGCAUUUUUAAAGAAGAAAUUAAGUCUGCACCAGACUUGGAUACGGCAGAUUCCUAUACACUCUAUAGGACUUCAGCACAAAGAUCGAGGCUGUUCAAGGAAAAAACUAACUUCUAAAUGUCCAUUCCAAGUUGUAAAUGCUAGAUUUUUUUUUGUUUUCCAAUAAAAGACCAUUAGUGUAACUAUAUAGUUUUUCUGUUGACACUUUAAUUUAUUCAUCCAUCCAUGUACAGAGUGCUUAUCAUGGCUUUGCUGGUUAGAGAUCUUCCUAGUUGUAUCUGUAAUUUCUCCCCCGCCCAUGUAGAUCCAUAGUGACGCUUUGUACAGGCUCUUUUGAUGGGUCCCGUCCCAUGGCGGCGAGUGUAUUUUAUAAGCUGUGUCUGCUGAAAAUCACUACUUAAUUUUGCAUUUACUUUUUCGUCUUAAGGCGUGGCACAUGGAGAAGCCUUUUUAUAUGCAUGCACAAAACUACCAAAAUAAAGGCACAUUUUGGCUGUUCUGAUUUAAACAUAUAUGUAAAAAAUAUUUUAUUUGUAAAACCUGAGGAAUAAAGGUGUGAGUCCUAGGUCUGAGCGCUGUGGGUACCUAGUCAGUGUUCCUAAUUUAUGCUUCUCAAGCAUUGUUUACUGCUUUUUCUACCAGGCUGGAGGGGGAGGAUGACUUCAGGCUAAAGCGUUUUGGUUGCAUUUGACAGAAUUUUUGGUGGUAGCCAUGUUAGAGGCUGAACUGGUUGCAGAGUAAUAAACCUUGUGGUAAUGGGUAAGGCUUCCUCAUCUGUAAGUGCUGGCGGUGUGACUUGCACUUAUUUCUAUGGACCUUGGAGUGUAUGCAGUGGAUAUUUGUGAAUAUAUUUCAGGCUUUUGAGGAGUUUUGGGCAGACAAUCGAUCAGCUGUAAAAGAUUCUGCCAUAUCUGGCUGCAGACUUGACCUGCAAAGCUCUAAAUACAGCUGCAAACUAAUCUCCCCUCCAUAUUCCAUCAAUAUCACCUGGUCAGAUUCUUGGUAACAAUCUGUAUUUGGCUUCAGCCUGAGGGGACUGGAUGGACUUUUUAUUAGAGAACAAUCUUAGUGGGCACUGCCAGGCUCUCAUUUCACCUACUAAUCUGUUAACCCCUCUUCCUCUCUGGCACCACUGUUUGGUAGCAGAAUGCCAAAGAUUAGAACAUACACUGGGCAUGGCGGUGGUAGACAAUGACAACGCUUGGUGCACAUGGGGUAGGCCAAGGUCGAAACGCGUCUCCUGCUUUUCAAUUCCCAUAAUUUCUGGGCCAUUGUUGGUGGCGAUCACGUGUGAGACAGUGGACGUGGCACUCCUCCUCCUGCGCUCAUUCUACCAUGGCUUGACUGGAAGCUUGUGCUAAUUCUGAAUCUGUGCUUGCACUUUAGGGAAAAAUAAAACAAACACGCUAAGCCUUGAUACAAAAGACCUGGAUAGAGUAAAUAGCUGUCCUGUAUUGCAGCUGAAAUUAAUAAAGCCAAAUAAAAACAA